UGAGUGCUGAAGAUGAUUUCUACUUUCGUCAAGAUUUUUGCAUAUUUUAUGCUUCCAGGAUUGGUUAUCAGUAUUUGUAAUUUUCAUACACUUCAGGUUACAUUUGUGAAAGAGUUUGGAUCAAAAAAAAUUUUGAUUACAAAGGAACUACCAACAGUAACACUAAACGAAAAUGAAUCUAUUCAAUUAUAUUGUGAAGGUGCGCUAAGAAUGGAUUGUAACGGUUAUAACAAUUAUAACAGUUACGAGUAUUUACAGAAAUUGCCAGAUCUUAACCUAAUCGAAGUUCGUUGUUUCUUAAAUGAACUUUUCUUAAAGCAGCACCAAAGUAAAAAGUUUUGUAGGAAUGUGUUGAUUUCUUGCUCUGAAUCAAGUGGAUUGAAAUUGUAUGAAAGUAAUCAGAAGUUACCUCAUUGUGAUAAAUAUAUGUCGAUGGGAAUUGGGGCGUCUUUUUCUGAACUCGAGGAAGUUUCAUUAGCCAUAUGUUAUGACUGGGAAAAUUUGUCGCUAAAAUACGUGGCAUUCCUAACUUCUUACUCAAACACGAACUUAGAAGUUUUCUACAAAAAUCAACAUUCGAAAAAGCUCGAUAUAGUCACAUUAGAUAAAGUUCUUGACAAUUAUGAAUUGUAUUUUGACUUUAUGAGUGACCCUUCUUUUCAAGUACAACUAAAAGAUUUAAGAUUAAGGAAUGCAAUACUUAAUGGUUUGGAUUUCGACUAUUUAAGUAUUGCAGACGCUUCCAAAUUUACUGCUCAGACCAAAAUUCUAAACAUUGUGUGGUGGAGAAAUCUGCACCAAGGUAACUGGAGACAGUAUCAGACGAUAUUAAAACAGCGUACCAACACAGUUCAAUACCAGGUUUACCUUGGCACUGCUGGAAUCAUAAGCAUCCCUACAGAGAACUGCAAUCAAAACCAAGCGUUGCUAAAUGCACCUGAAUAUAUUUGGUCGUAUUUGAUAUCAACAAAUUCUAGCCAGAAUGCAGAAGAGUUAGUAAUUGUUGCCUACAACUCACCAUUUGCAAAAUUAAAUGAAGAGAACAGUCCAAUAUUUUGUCAAGAUAUUUGUGAUGAAGUUUCGUGGCUUAAUUCAACAAUAUUUCGGGAAUUGCGCUUAAUUCCAACUCAAGGGGUGAUGUUCUGCUGCCGUCCUGAAGAUGUUUCUCAACAAUUUCCUUCUUUUCCUAUUAAUACUAACCGAGAAAUUUCAGCACCACCUAUUCUCCAUAAUACUUUUGAACAAUUUCCUUAUCUUCCUAUUAAUACUAACCGAGAAAUUUUAGACCCACCUAUUCUCGACUCUGACGAGGAGAUGACUCUUGAUGACAAGUCCAAUUCAAAUAUUAAUUUUAUGGAAAUAUAGAAAUCAUUUCUUGAAAACAUGUUAACUUUACAUAAAUGAAAAAUAAUUAUAUUACUUAUAUUGCAAAUGAAUUAAAAAUUUGAAAAAAAUUA
This is a messenger RNA of Teleopsis dalmanni, 1457 nucleotides long. RefSeq lists its product as uncharacterized. NCBI's taxonomy places the organism in Eukaryota, Metazoa, Arthropoda, Insecta, Diptera, Diopsidae. The transcript has 5 exons. The record is from RefSeq and is a predicted model, not a curated record. The coding region runs from base 13 to 1365 and encodes 450 amino acids.